Molecule: messenger RNA, 2409 nt
Organism: Sardina pilchardus (European sardine)
Lineage: Eukaryota; Metazoa; Chordata; Actinopteri; Clupeiformes; Clupeidae
Gene: slc35f1
Product: solute carrier family 35 member F1
Exons: 10
Coding region: 1-1386 (461 amino acids)
Biological process (GO): transmembrane transport
Cellular component (GO): membrane
Molecular function (GO): transmembrane transporter activity
Source: RefSeq, a predicted model, not a curated record
AUGCAAAUUUCCGGCCCGCCUUUGGCACGGUCCAACAAUGAGAUCGGGCUUGGCUCGCCGCAGCCGCCGCCGCCGCCUCCGAAACCUCCUGCAAAGCGUCGCCGGCUUAAUGUGAAUCCCCCGGCGGAGAAGGACAUCAGAAAUGAACACCUCUACUUACUCAGGAAGGACGGAGAGCACAAUGAAAGCGUAGAGUCAAACACAGAGGAGUUUGAAUGGCUCCACAGCACGACGCGCCGCUUCAGAGGCGACUGUGGCGUCGCCAUGCUCCGGUUCUGCGCUUGUUCCGCCCAACACGCCGCGCUGGAGUGCCCUCUAGAACAGAGCGGAGCGGAGCUGAUGUUGACUCUGGCCCUGGGGCAGGUUCUCUCUCUGCUCAUCUGUGGGAUCGGCCUGACCAGCAAGUACCUGGCCGACGACUACCGCGCCAACACCCCCGUGUUCCAGAGCUUUCUCAACUACAUCCUCCUCUUCCUGGUCUACACCACCACGCUGGCCGUCAGGCAAGGAGAAGAGAACUUGCUGGCCAUCCUGAAGAGGCGAUGGUGGAAGUACAUGAUUCUGGGUUUGAUCGACAUCGAGGCCAACUACCUCGUCAUCAAAGCCUACCAGUACACCACACUCACCAGUGUGCAGCUGCUGGACUGCUUUGUGAUCCCGGUGGUGCUGCUGCUGUCCUGGUUCUUCCUGCUGGUGAGGUAUAAGCUGGUGCACUUCGUGGGCGUGGCCGUGUGUCUGCUGGGGAUGGGCUGCAUGGUGGGGGCCGACGUGCUGGUGGGGAGACAGCAGGGCCUGGGGGACCACAAGCUAAUGGGGGACCUGCUGGUGCUGGGUGGUGCCACUCUGUACGGGAUCUCCAAUGUGUGCGAGGAGUUCAUUGUGAAGAACCUGAGUCGGGUGGAGUUCCUGGGCAUGAUGGGCCUGUUUGGUUCCUUCUUCAGUGGCAUCCAGCUGGCUAUCAUGGAGCACAAGCAGCUCCUGAGGGUGCAGUGGGACUGGCAGAUAGGUCUGCUGUAUAUUGGUUUCAGCGCCUGCAUGUUUGGACUGUACAGCUUCAUGCCGGUGGUCAUCAAGAGGACCAGCGCCACUGCGGUCAACCUCUCCCUGCUCACUGCUGACCUCUACAGCCUCUUCUGCGGCCUGUUCCUCUUCCAGUACAAGUUUUCAGGGCUGUACCUGCUGUCGUUCCUCAUCAUCGUGCUGGGCCUUGUCCUCUACGCCUCCUCCUCCACGUACGUCGCCCAGGACCCGCGCGUUUACAAACAGUUCCGUAACGCCGGCCACCACGUCAUAGACACGCCCACGUCCGGCCCCCUGGAACCCUCCGUGACCUAUACCAGCUUAGGACAGGAGAUCGAGGAGGAGCCGCGCAUACGAGUCGCCUGAAUCCUGGAGGGGGGACAAGAAGGCGCAUCGGCGUUGGGGUUUGCGCCCCCAAGUCAAUCAUCCAACUUCCUGCCCCAUCCAACUGACCAUAGAGAAAGAGUGAAAGAGUGCGAGAGAAUGAUUGAGAGAAAGAAAGAAAGAAAGAAAGAAAGAAAGAAGGAGUGCCGAUGCUUGUGGGGAUGUGAAAGAAAGGAGAACAAGUAGCAAGACAAGCAAACGUACACUGUGAUCACAAACUGUGAAAUAAAAGGUAGCGAGAUGAUUCUUGUAAUUUUCUCAUGUCCUGAUUCUGAAGGCUUAUUGUGUAAAGAAUGCCCAGCACUUCCUGAUUCUGAAGGCUUAUUGUGUAAAGACACCUCUCCUUUGACACACCUGACUGACUGUUUGACAAUAUGUGUUUAAAUUCCAUGUUGACCAUUCACCCAAAUGCUCAUAUCACCCCCAACUUUUUUUUUGUCUUUUUGUUACACGAGCACAAAAACAAACAAAAAACAACCCCUUACAUGUUUAUUGUAUUUGUGUGUUUUAAAGCUCUGACAUCAUUGAGUUUACAUAGAUCUCAUGUUUAUGUGUAUGUUUUAUGGUCCUAUGUUUUUAACUUAUAAAUAACUAAUAUACAGACUCCACAGAGAGUCAGUGCCUUUCACUGCGCACCACGAGAGGAAAACGUUUUUUGAUUGGGUUAGUCACACGUUUCUGGCUAAAUUACUGUUACGAUACGUGCUUGCUCGUCCACAUACCUGCUACCCGCCAGCCGAGAUCCCAAAUCUGGGGGUGGGGGGAGUAAAAUUGGGCUUGUUGGUUGAUUGGUUGGCAUUACAGUUGAUCGUUGGAUAAUUCCAUUUUAUGAAAUACAUCUUCUGCAUCCUCUCACAUUGGGAACGGUAGUGGAGUGAAGUGAGACUUUCAUUUGAAGAGCAUUCAUCUGUUAGUGUUGGUGAUUGUAAACUCAAAAAUGAGUUUUGAUGCACUUAUCAAUUUUUUUUUUUUUUGCCGUUACAUUUUUAUGUAUUAUCUUCUAUG